GUGUGUGUGAGUGUGUGUGUCUGUGAGUGUGUGUGUGUGUGUGUCUGUUUUGGAAUAAACUUGGAGGGGAGGGGGCGGCAGGGUGAGCCUCCGGGCUGAGAAAUGGGGACACUGUGGGGGUACUGCAAGCAGGACUUGGGCCUUAAACAUUCCAGGAGAGUGUUCUCUACCCCCGGGAAGGACUUCGACAGUGGUUGGGAAUUGUGUCUCUGGCACAGUUUUGCAAGCAGAGGGGGCGUGAGGGUGGAAGGAAAAGGAGCAAAGAAUGCAUGUGGAGGGUGCCAACGUCCCGGUCUGGGAAGGAUUUAUUAACUGGUCGAAGACGGCGGGUGAAUUAAAACAGCACCCUAAGAAGCUUGGGGGUUUCGAUGAUUAUGUUGCGCUUUAGACGGGAGGGCAGGAGAAAGGGCGUUAUUUUGUCUAUUUCUUAGACAGUCCUCAGUAAUUUUUCUGUGGUGAGAAUGGGUACGACCCAUAUUUUAUCCUGAAUCAUGUAUAUGUUUGUACAUAUAUAUAAUAUGUUUAUAUAUAAACACUUGAUGAGGUGACUAUUCUGGCGUGUGAUACCUGAGUUAAAUAGAUGUUUUAUAUAAUCUUGUGGAGCGUUUAACGAGGGUUUUUUGAUGGUAGAGCCUAGUAUCAACUUUUAAUGUAGGUAGGGAGUGGAAACUAGAAGGUUUUAAGACUCUAUUUGGGUAUAUACUAGAUUAGAGAAUGUUAUACUAUUUAAAUGUUCUGCAGGUUAACACAAAUCUGCCUCCUGGGCCAUGCCGCUUCUAAGACCUGUUUCUUCUCAUGAGCCCCAGCAGAAGACAUAUGGGCCAGUUCUCACAGUGGAUAACUUCCCCUGCCUGAGCAAGAGAUGGAAUAGUAUCUGGGAUCUGCCUAUCACCAGACUCUGAGCUUAACCAGGCAGCUGGAUGAAGGGAUGUAACGGACCCCUGAGAGUGGUACUGAAGUCUGCAGUGGGGGGGGAGGGGCCUGGACACACCCCUUCCCCCCCAGACUCCUCCCCCUCAGGGUCAGCUCAGCCAUGGACUUUGGACCUGGAUAAGAAGAGAGAAGCUGCACUUUGUUUGGGGGAUCUGAUUUGGGAUUCUCAGUUUUGGAAAUGGAGUGCUGGAUGGGGGCUUGAUCUCCAGGGGAGCAGCGGAGACGAGAGAAGCAAGGUGCUGGUGGCUCCAUAAUGAAUCACCCCAGAACUUAGUGGCUUACAACAACAGACUCAUUAACAUCUCAGCUAUGUGGUUCUGGCUUGUGGUCUUUCACGUGGUUGCAGUCAGAGCCUGGCAGAGAGCAGGUAUAUGAUACAUGUCCUCAAGUGACUAACUGAAAAAUUCAGAGCAAACAGAUCAUUUGAAUUUGCCUUGCUGAUGUGGCCCAGACACUGAUGGAUGAAGCUAUUUAGAGCUGUGGGCAAUGUCUGCAUAUGUGAUUGUCAAGAAACUUGACCAUCAUGUGGAAAUAGCUUCAAACUUAUACAGGUUGCAAGAAUAAAAAAUAAAAUAAGGGUGCAUGGCUGCUUCCUAAUCCCAUAGUCCAGAGGAAGCAUCCUUAGGACUGCGGGCAAGGGAGCCAGGCAAGCCCAGGGCAGCCUUGAGCCCUCCCCUUGUCUGCCCUCCCCCGUGGGGGCCAGGAUGCUGAAGAAGCAGUCUGCAGGGCUUGUGCUGUGGGGCGCUAUCCUCUUUGUGGCGUGGAAUGCCCUGCUGCUCCUUUUCUUCUGGACACGCCCGGCACCUGGCAGGCCACCUUCAGUCAGUGCUCUCGAUGACGACCCUGCCGGCCUCACCCGUGAAGUGAUUCGCCUGGCCCAAGACGCCGAGGUGGAGCUGGAGCGGCAGCGUGGGCUGCUGCAGCAGAUCGGGGACGCCCUGUGGAGCCAGCGGUGGAGGGUGCCCACAGCGGCCCCUCCCGCCCAGCCGCGUGCGCCUGUGACCCCCGCGCCAGCUGUGAUUCCCAUCCUGGUCAUUGCCUGUGACCGCAGCACUGUCCGGCGCUGCCUGGACAAGCUGCUGCAUUACCGGCCCUCAGCUGAGCUCUUCCCCAUCAUCGUUAGCCAGGACUGUGGGCACGAGGAGACGGCCCAGGCCAUCGCCUCCUAUGGCAGUGCGGUCACGCACAUCCGGCAGCCCGACCUGAGCAACAUCGCCGUGCCGCCCGACCACCGCAAGUUCCAGGGCUACUACAAGAUCGCGCGGCACUACCGCUGGGCGCUGGGCCAGGUCUUCCACCAGUUCCACUUCCCCGCAGCCGUGGUGGUGGAGGAUGACCUGGAGGUGGCACCGGACUUCUUUGAGUACUUCCAGGCCACCUAUCCGCUGCUGAAGGCCGACCCCUCGCUCUGGUGCGUUUCGGCCUGGAACGACAACGGCAAGGAGCAGAUGGUGGACUCCAGCAAGCCGGAGCUGCUCUACCGCACCGACUUCUUUCCUGGCCUGGGCUGGCUGCUGUUGGCCGAGCUCUGGGCUGAGCUGGAGCCCAAGUGGCCCAAGGCCUUCUGGGAUGACUGGAUGCGCCGGCCGGAGCAGCGGAAGGGGCGGGCCUGCAUACGCCCUGAAAUCUCAAGAACGAUGACCUUUGGCCGCAAGGGCGUGAGCCACGGGCAGUUCUUUGACCAGCACCUCAAGUUCAUCAAGCUGAACCAGCAGUUUGUGCACUUUACCCAGCUGGACCUGUCGUACCUGCAGCGGGAGGCCUAUGACCGGGAUUUCCUUGCCCGAGUCUAUGGGGCUCCCCAGCUGCAGGUGGAAAAAGUGAGGACCAAUGAUCGGAAGGAACUUGGGGAGGUGCGGGUGCAGUAUACGGGCAGGGACAGCUUCAAGGCCUUUGCCAAGGCUCUGGGUGUCAUGGAUGACCUCAAGUCAGGGGUUCCCAGGGCUGGCUACCGGGGUAUCGUCACGUUCCAGUUCCGGGGCCGCCGUGUCCACCUGGCGCCCCCGCAGACAUGGGAGGGCUAUGAUCCUAGCUGGAAUUAGCACCUGCCUGUCCGUCCUGGGCCCCUCCCUGUCACAUCAUGAGCUGAGGUGGAGCCACAGUCCCCAGGCUGCAUCGGCCUGCCUGUGUUUCCCUCUUAGGUGCAUUUACGUUUUUGAGUUUUCCGAGUGGCAUUUGAGUGCACAGAUGAUAAGGUGAGGAUUAUUCUCCCGUUCUCAAGGGAGUCAGAUCAGGGGACCCAUUCUGGGGUGUGUUGGGGGGUAUUAAGCAGGAAACCACUGUAUGGUAGGGGGACGCUGGGCUUGUUUGAGCCAGAAAUGUCCAUGACCUGAGCUUUCUCCUGGAGCAUGUGCAGAGUUUGACCAGAGUUUGACGGUGUUCGCUCUCUUGACCAGACACCUUCUCCCUGACCUGGCUCUUCUAGCCAAGGCACGAGUCCUCCUUCCAUACCUGCUCCCCUUCCCCCGUUGGGGGGCUGGGUUAUGGGAGAAGGGGACAUAUUUGUGGCCAAAAUGAUACUGACCAAAGGGACUUCCUUGUCAGGGCCUGGUGGAGUUGGUGGGUCAUCAGGGCUCACUGCCUCCUGCCCUCCUCCCCUGGCUCUGACCCCCACUUAGCCCUUCUCUCUCUGCAGCCUGGCAGUUGAUGGUUCUGAGAGGGAUAGUUGAAGGAGGCAAGCAAGACCGCGCCUCAGCCCCCGCCCAGCCGUCAGGGGAGAGGUGCAGGGAGGAAGGUCUUGGUGCUGGGACAGCCCCUCUCGUGCAUUGCCUCAGAGAGGGACUGUGUCCUGACGUCUCCUUUCUGAAAAUCAGUCCACUCCCUGCUGCUCUAGGAGGCUCCUGCUGGCUUGGUAGGAGAGAGAAUUCAAUCUGUGUAUCCUUUUUUUCCUUGGGGUUUGGCACACAGGCCCCUCCCUGCAGGCUGUGGCUCCUGUGGCUCCCUCAGCAUGAGGUGGAGCAGUGACCGGGUGGAGCAGUGACCGGGCUGCUUCUGGCCCAGUGCUGCCCAGCCUCCCUACCCGUUCCCAGGCGCCUCAUGUCCUCACAGACCAGGACACCGUGGCAGGGUGGAGAGGACUUGGUGUGUGUUCGUUUCUUGCUUGACCUCAGUUUCAUGAAAGAAAAGUGGAAGCUACAGAAUUAUUUUCUAAAAUAAAGUAAAGGCUGAAUUGUCUGAAAAAU
Saimiri boliviensis boliviensis (Bolivian squirrel monkey) is the source of this 4115-nucleotide messenger RNA. The record is from RefSeq and is a predicted model, not a curated record. Lineage: Eukaryota; Metazoa; Chordata; Mammalia; Primates; Cebidae.